CUUCCGGUGCAACAAGUGGUAGACACGAGUGGGUUCGAAAGAGUUGUUUGGCCGCCGUAUCGAUCAAACGCGCCGCGGACUGUUGCUGUUCUCUAGCAACCUGCAACCGGCGAUAGUUUUCCUUGCUUGUCCUGUAUAGUAAUUUCGGUUUCAAAACCUGAACAUGAAGUACCCGAACACGCUCGACCUUAACACUUAUCGGGCGUAUAUGUGCGCGAGGCAUUUGAAUCGUGACAAAAGCCGCCUACUCGACGCCAUCAACCUGGACUGGGACCUGAACGUACCGGAACCACUCAAGAUCCUGUGCCUGAAGGCGAUCGCCGACAGCUGGACAACGGUGCCUUACUUCCGCGAGCUACCACUCUGCGAAGAUCGCCAAUAUCUGCUCGAUCUGCUAGAUCUGAACUUUCCGCUCGAAAACCUUUGCGCCCGGGUCCGGAGCGAUGCGUUCUGGAAGCGAGCCUUUCAGCACCGGUGGCGCAAUUUCGUGCCGAUCGAGGUGGGCACGAAACCCUGGAUACGGAUCUACCUUGAGCAGCACAUCGCCGAGACAAUCGAGCACCUGAAACCAUCGGACUACGAUCAGGAGAGCGUGAAGAAGAUUGUCGAUCUGUGCGCCCCAUUUGUGAAGGAGUUACGCAUCGAGCGUUUACAGCCAUCACUCUCGGACAACAGUGACCACGUGCCCUUCGACAUGAUUCUCGGUAGCUUGCGGAAACUUCAGCGCAUUAGCUUGACAUACGAUGUGAAAGAUGUGGGGCACAACUUUUUCCUCGGCUGUGCGACCAUCACCGAGAUGGACGUGAAGCUAAUGACCCAGGGUCUGGAGCGGUGCGGGGAUUUGACCGAGUUCCGUCUGCACAGCAGCAAACUAGAGCCGACCAUGAUGAAGCGUAUCAGUGCAGCCCUCGGGAAGGGUUGUCCGAAUCUGCGGACGAUCGCUUUCCCGCACUGCCGGUGCGGAGACAUCGGGCUGCGGGCGUUCUGUGAGCCGAUCAAACCGUACUCCUUUCCCAAUGUGCGCGAGGUCGUGCUGACCAAUAACUUCCUGUCCCCGGAAAGUGUACAGGAGUUGACAUGGCGCCUGCGGCACCGACGCAUCGAACGGUUGGAUCUCCGGCUUAAUCCAAUUCUCACCGAAGGAGCUAUAAUCAUUCUCUGUGGUGUGCUGUUCAUGCCGUUGAGAGAGCUUAACCUCAGCUGCUGCUCGAUUGACGAGCAGAUCGAGGACCAUUUGCUGAUGUUGAUACGCUUUAACUACACCAUUAAGCGGCUAGAUAUCUCCUCCAACCGGCUCGGGCCGGCGAUGGGGGAACGUUUGUUGCAGCGAGUUUACGAAAAUAAAACGCUCCAGCAGUUCGAUUUGCGCAACACGGACAUUUCGUGCGACGUACGAGCAAUCAUCGACGAGGUGAUACUCGAAAACCGGGAUCCGCACAGUUUGAGCAAUUGGUAAACGGCCGCGUAGAGAGUGCCUAUUUAUUUUUCUACCCUUGACCCGGUUUGCAUAGCAGAAACUAAUGCCUCCAGUGUUUGCAUUCAAUAAAU
Molecule: messenger RNA, 1548 nt
Organism: Anopheles bellator
Lineage: Eukaryota; Metazoa; Arthropoda; Insecta; Diptera; Culicidae
Exons: 3
Coding region: 164-1456 (430 amino acids)
Cellular component (GO): centrosome
Source: RefSeq, a predicted model, not a curated record